AUGGUUGAGACUCCCACAAUCCUCCUAUUUGGGGGCUACACGGAGCCGUGGCUAGAGUCCAUUGAUCGCAUUCACGAGCAGGCCGGCUUGUAUGCUUGGCUGCGACGCUUCAUGGACGACGUCGCGUCGGUAGUCAGGGCGGAGACAAAAUGCAUGCACCCCAGCAUACGGAACAGCUUGGGACCCAACGGCAUCUUCAUGAGCGUCCAAGAGGUCGCCGACCAGUACCGGCAUCACGAUGACCAUGUCGGCUUUGUGCAGUGUAUCAUGUCCUACAUCGUCCAGGCUGUCAUCCUUUUGAGAUGGAUCCACGACUCGCCAGAUGCCUUGAAAGUCAGCCCCAGGCCCGAAGGAAUGGGAAUCUCGGGGGGACUUAUCAAUGCCGCGGUGUUGGCCAUAUCCGAUGACUUUGAGUCGCUCUACGAGGCCAGCGUCGUAACAGCCGGGCUCGUAUGCCGACUGUGCGAGGUCGCCGGGGUGGUCUCGAGAGCGGUGGAGCUUGAAGAAGAAGGAGGAGGCAGUGACGGAAGCAGAAGCUCAUGGGGGUGUGCAGUCAUAGGAAGCUCUCCGGAUCAACUGGAUGGGGUCCUGCACCAGAUCCAGGAGACUAAGAACGUUCCCGGUCUGAAAAGAGCCAGGGUGGGCAUCAGAGGUGAUAGCUGGGGCACCGUUGUUGGGCCGCCGUCCGUCCUCGACAUGUGCCUGCAACAUGGCGCCAUGGCGGAUCUCGUCAAGCAGAGGCUCCCCAUCUACUCGAUGCAGCACAACUACCAUCUCUCACAGUCGCAUCGCAGGUUUAUUGCCGGAAGUUCAAGCCUUCAUCUCCGGCCCGUCCACCCGGGAUUUCGGCUUUGGGGCCUACAGGAAAGUGACACAAGCAGAGACGAUGCCGAUGCUCUGGGCAAUGCCCCUGUCGAUUGGGGCCGGCUGCUUCUGGGAGUGGUAGAUGCCGCCUUUUCGAACACGGUGGAUUUGGUCGAGAUGGUGAAGGGGCUCAACACUCGUCUCGGAUCGGAUCUGUCACAAGUCCAACUUAGAAUCGUGGGUCCCACCUGGUUUGCUGGUUCUCUCGAGAGGAAGCUGAAAGUGACGGGAAGAAGGGUUGGGGUCGUCCAGCACACAGUGCUUGGGGCAGAGGGGUGGCAACAGGCUGGGCAUGCUCCAACCAAAGACACUGGCACAUCGUCUGGCGUGCCCAACCACGAGGGACGUAUUGCCGUCGUGGGCAUGGCCGGGCGGGCUCCAGAGUGCGAGGACCUGGAGCAAUACUGGCAGGUCAUCGAAUCGGGUCGUGAUCUUGCGCGAGAAAUACCUCCGGGUCGAUUCGACGCCGACAGCCUCUUCCUCGAUGCGAGUGCCAAGCAGCAGCACCACCAACAGCACCACCAGCAAGAGCCAAGUCCGCCGCCCAAGUGCACAUCGACAUGCAAGCUGGGCUGUUUCCUCUCAAGACCGGGCCACUAUGACGCGCGCUUCUUCCGCGUGUCGCCGCGCGAGGCGCUCCUGAUGGACCCGGGCAGCCGGCUGUUCCAGAUGGCGGCCCACGAAGCGCUCGAAUCGUGCGGAUACUCAUGCGGGACGACGCGCGCGCUGGACCCGAGCCGCAUCGGCGUUCUCUUCGGCCAGAGCAACGUCGACGGUUACGAGACCGCCCACCACGAGAAAGGCUGCGACGCCUUCACUCUACAGGCGCUCGCCCGUCCCUUCCCGCCUGCCCGAGUCGCCUUCCACUACGGCUGGGAGGGGCCCACGUACUCCAUCGACCAGGCGUGCUCGACCUCGCUGUCUCUGAUCCACCUGGCAUGCGCUGGUCUGCGCGCGGGCGACUACGAUAUGGUCGUCGCCGGCGCCGCAAACGUGCUGGCCAGCCCACAUGGCUGGUGUCUGCUGAGCAAGGCGGGCGUUUUGUCCGACACGGGGAACUGCAAAACCUUCUGCGACGAUGCCCAAGGCUACUGCCGCGGAGAGUUUGUCGGUGUCGUGGUGCUCAAGCGACUCGAGGACGCCGUGGCCCAGAAUGAUCGGGUCCUAGCUGUCAUUCCCGGCUCGGCAAGGAACCAGGCGGGCAACUCGACCUUUCUCACGGCGUCCGACGCGGGCACCGAGGAGCGGGUGCUGAGGCAGGCCCUGCGGCGGGCGCGGCUUCGUCCGGAAGACAUUGCGUACGCCGAGAUGCACGGGACCGCGACGCCGGUGGGAGACCCGUGCGAGAUGACGGCCGUCGCCAACGUGCUGGGCCGCAGGCCAAAGGCAAACGCUGUCAGGGAUGAGGUGGAGGACCAGGAGGAGACCUUGACGGUUGGGUCUGUAAAGGCAAGCAUUGGUCACAGCGAGGCGUCGUCUGGAAUUGCCUCUGUAAUCAAGGCGAUCCUCAUGUUCCAGAAGAAUAUUCUGCCGCCUCAGGCCGGAAUGCCUCACGCUCUCAACAAGCAGUUCCCGCCACUGCACGACAAAAAGAUCAGAAUUCUGAGCAAGGCCGCCCCGUUCCAUCGUAUGAGGGGAAAGCCGAGACGAGUUCUGAUCAACAACUUUGAUGCCGCUGGCGGGAACACUGCUUUAGUGCUGGAAGAUUUCGAGAGGCAUGGAGACAGGGACAUACACAAGGACAAAGAUCCGCGGAAACCACGAGUUGUGGUGCUAUCGGCCCACACGGCAGCAUCGCAUCGGGCAAACAAGUCCAGACUGGCAAAGUGGCUCCGCGCAAAUCCAACCGUUCGUCUCGAGGACAUUGCCUACACGACCACAGCCCGCAGGGCUCACCAACCCUCCUUCCGGUUCGCAUGCGCCGCCUCCUCGACCAAAGAGCUAACCCAUGCCCUCGAGUCCGAGGUGGACUCCAACUUGGACAGGCCGCAGCCAGUCACCUCCAAAUCGCCCGUCAUCUUCGUCUUCACCGGCCAGGGCUCGCACUACGCCGGUAUGGGCGCCGAGUUGUACCAUACCAGCCCCGUGUUCCGGGACACGGUGGACUUGUGCAGACAGAUCUGCGAUGGCUUUGGAUUCCCGCCCUUCUGGGAUGUGAUCACCGGGACCGGGACCGACACGACGUGGAAUACGGCGCAGACGCAGCUUGCCUUGGUAACGCUCCAAAUCGGCCUCGCCACCUUCUGGAGGCGGCUGGGCGUGGAGCCGGCCUUGGUGAUGGGCCACUCACUGGGCGAGUACGCAGCCCUGCAUGUGGCGGGCGUACUCUCCCUCGCCGAUGCCCUCUACCUCGUCGGUUCCCGUGCCGCCCUGGCCAUGAAGAAGUGCGAUCCCCGUGCCUACGCGAUGCUCGCCGUCUCGGCCCCUGCGACAGCGGUACGCGAAAUGAUGAAGGAGCUAAGCUUGGACGAGGAGUCUUGCUCAAUAGCGUGCGUCAACAGCCCUGGUGCAUCCGUCGUGAGUGGAACCGUCACCGCCGUGGCAAGGCUUCAGGUGGCGCUCAAGCAACGCAACAUCCGCAACAAGACGCUCCCGUUGCCGUUUGGCUUCCAUUCUUCCCAGGUUGACGUGAUCUUGGAAGAAUUCAAGCCGAUCGCCUCCGGACCAGGCAUCACGUACUCACCACCCAGUGUGCCCGUGGCCUCGACACUGCUGGCCUCCAUCGUCGACGCGGAGACGCCGGCUCAACAGGGCUUCGGUCCAGACUAUCUGGCAAAGCAAGCUCGAAACCCCGUUGACUUUGUUGGUGCGAUCCAUGCCGCUCGGGGCUGGGCUGCGGCGCGGUUCAACGACAAAGGCAACUCCUCGCUAAGCAGUCCGGCCGCGGCCCCGAUCUGGCUCGAGAUCGGACCGGGCCAGUAUGUCGUGGACAAGUCCACCAAGGAUGGAAAGCCCCAUCUCACCCUGGCCGCGUCCCUCUCACUGCCGGCGCUCGUUGCGUUGAUACAAGGCCAUCGCAUGCAGGGUGCAGGUCUCUGCCCUGGCUCCGUCUUUUGCGAGGCUGCAUUCGUGGCGGCCAAGUGCGCGUUGGAGCACAGCGGCCGGAAGAAUGUCAAGGUGGAUGAACUCAGUCUUCAAAAGGCACAUCUGCGACGCCCGCUCACGGCCAGCCUCGUUGGUCCUGAAGGCAGCCUUCUUACCACAGCUGUCGUUGAAUCAGAGAGCCUUGUGCUCGUCUCGUUCAAGGCUGUGGCUGGGCCCGGGUCGCCGGCUCGCUCAUUCGACCUUGGCAACUGUGCCGUCGUGGUCCGCAAGGCAGCGGCACCGGACUCUGACUCCGACUCUGACUCGUUCUAUAUUCGGGCUAGGAUGCGCGAAGUGACCAGAACCAGCAAUAGCAGACUACCGGCCAGCAUCUUCUACGCCCUGUUCUCACACGCGGUGCAGUACGGCAGUAAAAAUUAUCAGUGUGUGCGGGAGGUCUUUGUCUCUGACGACUUUUCCGAAGCCGUCGCCGAGGUGGUGCCGGCCGUUGACCCGCCCGAUCUGCGAUUCGUGGCAUCGUCUCCCUACUGGGGCGAGGCCCUGGCGCAUCUUGCCGGCUUCCUGGUCAAUUGUGGCACGGGCCGGUUUGCAGCUGGCGCGCAGGCGACCACGAGCUUCAUCAUGGAUAGCCUCGAAAGGUUCGAGCAGAGGCCCGGAAUGAUCGAGCCGGGGAGGUCAUAUUUCACAUAUGCGCGUGUCCUUGAGAAGAGGGCGGACUCGGCUGUAUGCGAGGUCGUCGUCUUCGACGACAAGGACAGACCAGCCAUGCGCACCUGGCGGAUGAGGUUCCAUGAGGUGCCGAAUGCAGUCUUGCAGAGCUUGCUUCCCAGAACGCCCAGACAGGAGCAGUUGUCGGAUACCGUGUUGCUACCCGCUCCAGAGUCCAACUCAAGCCUCCUCCCGGGUGCGCCUGAGCCUGGUUUGCUUGACGAGCUCAGAGUGCCUAAUGGCACGACCCCUGACGUCCAGGUGAGGGAGACAGAGUCAAGAGCCGAACGCUCGGUAUUCCUGGAGGACGAACUCGAACAUGGGGAUUCAGAUGCUACCAAGGCCCCGGCCGGCUUGCUUCCAGUCAUCCUCGAGAGCAUCGCCGAAGAGACAGGGCUCUCGGACACGAGUGAGCUGACAGAAGAUAUCUCUUUGACGGAUCUCGGUGUGGACUCUAUCAUGGCGGUAGAGAUUUGUGCGCGUGUCAAGGCAAAAUCGAGCUGUCAGCUAUCCCCGUCCUUCAUCUUGGAGCAUCCGACCAUGGGCCACCUUGUUCGCGUGUUUGGUAGAGAUGCACCCCAGCAGCAACAGGUCGGCCGACAAGGGCAAGAGCAAGAGCUCGCUCUCGGGCGCCACAAAGAAGAUGAUGUUACAACAGCUAACAGUCACGAGCCGAAGGAGGAAGUCGAGAAGACCGCGUCUGCAUCCCCAUUCUCAGCAUCCCCAUCCUCCUGCUCGAAUUCUCCAACACCCACUCGUACCCCAGCGACUCCGCCACUGGAGUCAUCAUCGCAUGUAUCAAUUGAGACUGCUGAGCCUAUACCAAAGGCCAGGAUCAUGCUGCUACAACCAGGACGUCCACAAGCCGGGGCCUCGACCAGCAAAGCGCGAUUGUACCUCGUAUGCGACGGCACCGGCAGUAUUUCCAACUACAUCCAUCUGCUCAAGCACCAGUUCCCCCUGCCUGUCUACGGGAUCGACUCCCCCUUCCUGCGCUGCCCGUCCCGCCUGACGCCCCGAAUCGGCAUCCCGGGCAUUGCCAGAGGCAUGGUGGAGGCUCUCGUCAGCCUACAACCCAACGCCGGCCUCUCAGAUGCGAACGGAGGAUCCCCCAUCGUCCUCGGCGGCUUCUCUGGCGGGGCCCUGUUCUGCUACGAAAUGUCUCGACAGCUGGCCGAUCAGGGGCGGCGCGUGGACGGCCUCAUUCUGCUCGACAUGCGAUGUCCUCUCCCGCCACCGCCGCCAAACUCGGCACUCCCUCCUUCGGACAAGGAGGUCUGGGAGAUCCUGUUCACCACGGCGGAAGAGAGCAUGGCCGGGCAGAUCCAAGGCUCCAAGGCGGAAUCCAACACGAGGAAACACCUGCGCACCAUGUUCGAGUCCGUGCUGGGCUACCACCCGCCACAGCGUGUGGCAGUAGGACCUGUCUUCCACCUCCCUGCCGUCAUCAUCUGGUGUGCCAGAGGCAUGGUCGGCCGGCUCGAGGCGCGGCGUCCCGACCUUGUCGCCAAGCUCGUCGAGCUCGGAUAUCCCGUUGAGUCGUACCCCGGGUAUAUGGAGGACCCUAAGCUGGGCGCCAUGGCCUGGAGUAUUCCCCACAAGAAGACCGAGUCCGAAUUGGGCCCGGGAGGCUGGGAGAACUUUGUUGGAGCCGGGGAGGACGGUGGCACCGGCAAGAACUUGCUGUGUUUGGCUGUCGACGUGGAUCAUCAUGGUGUUUUGUAUCCGCUGACGGCUCCGAAGACUGCCGAGCUUAUUGACCAGGGUGUGGCAUUCUGCUUGGAGAGGAAAACUUUGAUUCAGUGA
Diaporthe citri is the source of this 6423-nucleotide messenger RNA. RefSeq lists its product as uncharacterized. Gene Ontology annotation, biological process: secondary metabolite biosynthetic process; fatty acid biosynthetic process. Lineage: Eukaryota; Fungi; Ascomycota; Sordariomycetes; Diaporthales; Diaporthaceae. Gene Ontology annotation, molecular function: fatty acid synthase activity; phosphopantetheine binding. The coding region runs from base 1 to 6423 and encodes 2140 amino acids. The record is from RefSeq and is a predicted model, not a curated record. The transcript is spliced from 5 exons.